This is a messenger RNA of Lingula anatina, 2911 nucleotides long. RefSeq names its product receptor for retinol uptake stra6. Gene Ontology annotation, biological process: vitamin A import into cell. Gene Ontology annotation, molecular function: signaling receptor activity; retinol transmembrane transporter activity. Gene Ontology annotation, cellular component: plasma membrane. Lineage: Eukaryota; Metazoa; Brachiopoda; Lingulata; Lingulida; Lingulidae. The record is from RefSeq and is a predicted model, not a curated record.
CGGUGUGUGUGUUCAUUCACUUUUCUAUUUUAAGCACCAAUCUCAGAGUUAUUGCAAAAGAAUGUUCACGGCUAAAUGUUGCACAGGAAAAGAGGAAUUAUGUAGGCCCAAGUUCUUCCAUACAAGGUCCGCUAAAAGCUUUCGUCUUUAAAGAGGAAAUAAAGACUGAAUUGAACCUUUAAACGAUCCCUUCGAUUCAUUUAUGUAUAUUUACUACAUUUUCACCUGUUACCAAAACUUUUCCCACGUUGAGGAGAUAAGCGCGUGCCUUUUCGUGUACGACGACACGAGGACUCUUCAGUUAUCUUGUUUGCCAAUACAGAUCUGUUAAACCAGGCCUGGGGAAAAAGGCCAUUGGUGUCCGAUCACGUGCUUAUGCAUUUGUUCUUAUGUAGCUCUGAUUAAAAUUUGAAAUGUGUUAUCUUGAUCCCAUGAUGAGUUCAGCGUGUGAUAAGGUUCACAAAAUAUGUUACAUCAGAUCAACAGCAGUUACUUGAUCGAAUCAAAUCAUGGCAGAUAAUACCAGCAAUGGAACUAUCUAUGGCUGUCCCGCAGAGACGGCAGAAUUUUACAUCACAUUCCAAAUGUAUUUGCUGAUUUGCAGUGCAGUAAUUCUGAUUAUCUUUAGUUUCACAACGAAGAGGACCAAUUUAUGCACAGGGCUAUUUCAAGGGAGACCAGGUUUAAUAACUCCAAUGAAUUAUCUCGAAUCACCCAAGAACCGCUGGGCGUACACUGCGGCAUACGGGGUGCUGACCAUCGCGGUAUUAAAUAUGAUUUUGACUGGAGGAAAUACAAAUUCAGUGCCGGAGCCAUCGUACAUAAUACAACUGAAGACUAUCUUACUAGUUCUACUCUACGGUUUGUUGUACUACCCUGUGCUUGCAGCGGUGACAGUGAACUCCAUUCUGAGCUACACUAUAGGGUGGCUCCAUCUCUGUCUGAUAUUUGGGGUUCAAGUGGCAGAAACAGUGGACUGUGCAUUAAGUCAGCAAGGUCUGGCCGUUCUAAUGGGUAUGUAUAUCCCAUCGUAUGCAUGCGUGCUCUUCCUUCUGAUCAACUUCCCCGUCCAGACAUACAGAUUAAUACGAUACAGGCGGAGUAAAACAUCAUUACUAGAGAAUGGCGAAUUUUUUCUGAAGCAUAAUUAUGAGGCGAAGCACGUGUGCAAACUUUUCAAUAAAAACAAAAAGCAAGUUUGCCCUGAAUCUCCAGUUGCGACCGACAAGUUGCAGAAAUUAAGAUGCAGAUUAAAGAGUUUGUGGGCGAAACUAGUUUACCAAAGAGUAGAAGGUUACGUGUAUUCAACGAGGAUAGUGACCACAUUUACAGUGGCUGUUAUUGUGAUAUAUGCAGUAGCCGUGUUAAUAUAUGGCGUUUUUCUUCCUAUUAUUGACGGCCUCGUCUAUAAUGCAGUACAAAGAAACAAAGGGCAGUUUGACAGUGGUGAACUAAUUUUGUACAAAGUAUUCCGAGUAUGUUUCAUCGUCUCAAUUGGCAUUGCUUUCCUGUACAACUUGCUGUCUAUUGCCUUCAUGCUGGACCAAUACAGGAAAGAUCACCUUGAUCUCCAGAAGGGAAUACAUACGCGCGUGCCUCCUAUGACGCAGUCAGGGAAUAUAUUUUGGAUGAUGAACUUCAUUAAUUAUGCGGGCUAUCAGGUGGCCUACUUGCUUUGGGGGUUUUUUAUCCAGUCAGUGGUUAUACUGAUAAUCGUAUCUGUGAUUUCCCUGCUAAUUACCAUCCUCGCCAUUGGACAUGAGUUGGAAGCAGUUCUUAAAUGGACAAUUGGGCAUUUUGGGCCAUCUAUUUUGAUACUGCUUGUGCUGUAUUUGAUCCAUUUCCUGCUUUCCUGGUUGGUGUUUCUGCAGGACAAGGGGGCCAAUCUUGCAGCUAACAACAGGAGAUUGCUGUUCAACUUUGUUUAUUUCAUGUUUAUAUACAACAUACUUAUUGGUGCGUUUUCCGCUUUACUGCGAGUUGGAAAGGGGAUAGUAUUUGGCGUUCUGUAUAUCGGAAGACUUGACAGUAGCAACCUACCCAGAAGCGUCAACCUGCUUUUUGACCCAGGGUAUAGAGCAUACGUUGGCAUGUUGCACGUGGAAAAUGCUCACAGACAUCCAGUUAUGUUGACAUUUAUAAACCUGUUGGUGAUAGAAGCAGAAAUCAGAAAAAGAAUGCUUGCUGUCGAAACAUGUGAAGAAAACAUGGCGUCAAGUACAAGUUCAACUUUAGUUGAUGCUGAAGAAGGUACCGUGCUACCGCGUUCCUGCUCAUUCGUCGGUGGUGAACGUCGUCAACGUGCCCGCAGAAAGUGGGCAGUGCUUUUUACUGUACUGAACAAUCCCAGUUUAGCCAAACACAGGAAAACGCAAUUGCAGAAAAGCCAGGUGGAUGCCUUAGACUUAAAUGAGGACAACAAGGGCUUAGGUAUGAGUAGUGUUGCAAUCUGCACGUGAUGUGAUAAACCAUACGUGGGAUUACAUACUAAGGGAUCGUGGCCUGUUGCUUGAAUGGGACCUUAACAAUUUAUGGAUGUAGAAAUCAGCAUUCCUUAAAACAGAAAUAUCGUGCUUCUUUAAUGGAUAUUUAAUUUGUAAAAAAAACUGAAAAUCCUCCUACUAGGUCGUUGAAAAACUUUUUGUCACUAUCCUGGCUGAUCAUAAAUUUAAGGACAUGUAAGACCUUUGUUUUUACCUUAUUUUGUUUGGCUUUAACGUUGAAAUGACGGACGUAUACACAUGUAAUAUGAAUGAAAUUGUCUUAGACGGCGUUUCCAAAAUCUUAUCGUACUAGCAGGAUCGAUCUAUCUCAGUACAGUCAAUCUAAUCAGCUUAAUUGUCUUGCACACUCCUUUCAGAGCGAACUUGAGCAACAUCAUGGAUCACAAAGUUUACCCGACUUUACCCAA